GUCUUGUUCUUUUUUAAACGUUUGACUAUGUUUUUAUUUAAAGCACUUUGAGUGAAAUUGGUUGUUGGGAAAGUGCUUCAAAAAUUAAAUUUGAUUUGAUUUAAAAUCUCCAUAAUUUGAGGUAUCUUUCAAUUAUUCAAGUAUGCAGGAAAUUUCAUGAAGACAGUUGAGUAACUCAUUUGAUGUUGACAUGUUUCCUGACAAGCUAAUGUUCAGGAGUGCUGACUUUAGCUAAACUGCUGACUGCAAUGAUUAAUUCUUGAGAUUUUUACCAUGAUUUUUCAAACUUUACAGUGCCUUGAUGAAAUGUAAUUUCAUUGGGAAAAACGUUUUCUUAUUUUGCAUAUGUAAUGCAAAAAUCUUCAGUAAAGACAAACUGAACAUUUUCCAAAAGAAGAAAUAAAAAAAUAAAAAAUUAUUAAAAAAAAUCAUGAAUCACUGCUCCCAAUAGUUAUUUCUCUAAAAGUCAUAUACCAUUUUGUGUAACGUGAACAUACGGAAAUGUGACUUUUGAUACACUAAAAGAAUGUUAAUCUGCUUAGGUCAUGAAAAGUCCAAUAUAUCCUCUUGUUUUUGCACAAAAAAGAGGAAGUUGUUGUCACUGUGGUAACUCUAUUUUAAGUUCAGGAAAUGUGACAGAAUUCUUAAGAAAAUGUAGCAACAUUCACUCCUUUAAGAACAUUGUUUUGCUCAGGUUUCUGUGCAGUUUUCAUCUUCUCUUCAACAUUGAUCUCUGCUCAUUGGUGGAAUAAGAAUGGGACACGCUUUGUUCUGUGAUUUGGAGUUAAUCUUGCUGUUUACUCUCUUCUACUUUGGACACAGUCAAAAACCGGUCCUGAGAGUGUCUCCAAGGUGGUUGAGUCCUGGAUCCUCAGUGACUCUGAGCUGUGAGGUUGAACAUGAGUCUGCAGGAUGGAGCUUCUACUGGUAUAAAGCUGUUCCUGAUCUAUCACACAAGUCUGGCUCUUACAGCUAUGAGCUGCUGCCUUCUAGCUCCAAUGGGAAUGCAGACAACUCCUACAUCAUUCAUGGACAGACAUACACAGCAGGAUAUGUGUGCAGAGCUGGAAGAGGAGAGCCACACGUCUACACUCUUUACAGUCAACUUCACUUUGUCUGGUCUGGAGAUCUUCAUCCAUCAGCGUCUCUUUCAGUGAGUCCUGACAGAGUUCAACACUUCACCUCUGACUCUGUCUCUCUGACCUGUGAGGGAAACUCUGCUGAGUGGAGAGUCAGCAGGUUUCUGUUUAAUGAAGCACUGUCAUUCUGUUCUAAAUGGGGAAAAAUGAAUGGAUCAACAUGUCAUGCUGGUGAACUAUGGUCUAUUACUGGAGUGUAUUGGUGCGAGUCUGGAUCUGUAUACAGCAACGCAGUCAACAUCACAGGACAGUAUCCUGCUGAGUCCUGUCCAUCCUGUGACUGAGGGACAUUCUGUUACUCUUGGCUGCAAGUGGAGGACAGAAAAUCUUCUUUCUAAAGUGUUUUUCUAUCAGAAUGACACAUUAAUCCAAAGUGAGAGCAGAGUGGAGAUGAUCAUCCCUGCAGUGUCAAAGUCACAUGAAGGCUUCUACAAGUGUCAGUCCUCAGGAAAAGAAUCUCCACAGAGCUGGUUAGCAGUCAAAUCAGCAUCCAGACCUGACAGCUCUUCACUUCCUGUUCUGUUGGUUGUUAGACCGGUUUGUGUCUUUCUACUGAUGAUUUUUCCACUGAUGUUUUAUUUGUACAAAAAGUCAAAAGAUUCAACCUCCAUCAGAUCUGAUGAACAAAAUCAGAAUAAAGUUCCAGAUGAAAAUGAUGCUGAACAGAACACAUAUGGAUCUCUGCUCCAUGGUGAUGUUGCUCUUUAUGAGUCACUCAGAGUCCAAGAAAACACAGAAAAUAAUCCAGAUUAUGUCACCAUAGAUGCUGAAGAAGAAUAAAGAAAAACUGGACUGCCUGAUUUUCUACUCUGGAUCUCCAAGAGCCCCACCUGGAUUUAGACUUCUUUGAACCCCGAAAAGUAAUGGACAUUCUUCGGCCACUUGGGUUCUCUGUAUUCACAGAUGUCUCCACUAAUAAGAGAGGGAUCACUGCACUAUAUAAAUGGCAGGUUAUCACAUUAAUCUAUGUGUUCUGUGUUUUGUGACAUCAGCAGCAGAGCCUGUGGCUGCAGCCUUAUCUAGCCAGUAUGAGUCAUCUGUAGCUAAACCGCUCCAGUGGAGGAACAGGAACAGUAACGGUUGCAGUGAGAGGACAAGUCUGUGUUUGAAUGUGUUUGAAUGGAGUGUGAUUAGUAAAACGCUUUGGUUCCUGAGUGAAUGAGGUAAGAUCUUUAGAAGAACACUCCAUGAUCAUUAUUUCAGAAUAAGAUCUGCUAAAGAAGAUGCUUUUGCUAAGAAAAGAAAUUUUAUGUAGUAAAAAAAAAUCUGUUUAUUUUAUUGAUGCAUGAACUAUACAUUUCUUAAAAGAUUUUCUUUAUAGUUUAUUUUCAUUUUUUAUUUUUUUUAGUAGCUUUGAAAAACAGUUUUUCAGAAAAUUACACAAAUGUUAAAUUCAGUGAACUGCAUGAGGCCUAACGUUUGCAUUUAUGAUUGUGUUUGUGUUUCUUGGAUCAUAAAAAUGUAUUUUAUUCUUUAAAAAAGUUUUUGUACAGUAUACUGUAAAACACUUUGCAGUAUUAUAUGCUUUUUACGUGUUAAAUGUACAUAGUCUAAAACAUGAUACAUGCAGCUUUGCAGCGUCUGUGUUUCAUUUAAGGAUCAACUGUUUAGCGUCACAAAAACAGUAAUUGUUACUCACAUAAACUGCUUUCCAAUAAGCACAAAACUUCAUAUUUUAAAAAUAAAGUCAAAAUGUUGGUGAAUUUGGUGAGAUUUUCCAUUUAAGAAUCAAAAAGGUGCAGAUUGUUUGUUGUUGAAAUCAUUCUUGGUGAUGAAAGUUCUCACCUUGACUGAGGAUGAUCAGAAAGAAUAUUUUACCCCCUUAGCCUUCGUGCUCUGUUAUGGGGUCCAGAUGACCCCACCCUUACAUUGAGGUGUUAGCCCUUCCAUGACAAAGGUGGACAAGACUUCAUAUCUGUCAUUGGACACCAGUAAAGAUCCACAAUCAUUGAAAAAAAAGUUCAGCGCAAUGUCUUUUAGGGUCCAGAUGACCCCACUUUUAAUGUAAACAAGCCCAGGAGAGGAGAAGAGUUAGUUCCCUUUGUAACAAAUAAACAAUGCUUUAAAUGGAUAAAAAAGUAUAUUACUAUUAUUAUUUUUUUAUCUUUCUGGUUCUUUUUGGUGUAUGAAGUAAGAAGACGUGAGCUGUGUUCAUGAGUUUGACCAUUUGUCAUCCAGCUAUCAGCGCCACCGUGUGGUCAAAUCACUGAAGUGUCUUCUUGUUCUUACAUUGUUACAAUGUUUUUAUUUGCAUUAAACUGUUUUUAUUAGUG
Messenger RNA from Oryzias melastigma (Indian medaka), 3412 nucleotides. RefSeq lists its product as uncharacterized. NCBI's taxonomy places the organism in Eukaryota, Metazoa, Chordata, Actinopteri, Beloniformes, Adrianichthyidae. Gene Ontology annotation, biological process: cell surface receptor signaling pathway. Gene Ontology annotation, molecular function: transmembrane signaling receptor activity. The record is from RefSeq and is a predicted model, not a curated record.